Molecule: messenger RNA, 1568 nt
Organism: Vigna radiata var. radiata (mung bean)
Lineage: Eukaryota; Viridiplantae; Streptophyta; Magnoliopsida; Fabales; Fabaceae
Product: sulfite exporter TauE/SafE family protein 3
Exons: 12
Coding region: 97-1464 (455 amino acids)
Biological process (GO): protein ubiquitination
Cellular component (GO): Cul4A-RING E3 ubiquitin ligase complex; membrane
Source: RefSeq, a predicted model, not a curated record
AAAACACAUAUCAUACGUGUUUUGCUUUGCAUAGCAGCCAUCUUCUUUUCUUCUGGUUUUCCUUUCACUUUUGCUGGAGCAAUUGGGUGAUCAAUCAUGAGAAAAGUGGUUAUUUUUUCCUUAAUUUUUUUGCUGCUGUGUGUCUUGAUCUAUGCUAAAGCAAGCACUAAAACUGAAGUGUCUAGAACCAAUGAAGCAAACCCAUUUUCUUACCAUAUCAAAGCCUUGGAAAUCAUAUGGAGCCAUUUGGGUUAUCAACAUGUGUGGCCACAAAUGGAAUUUGGCUGGAGGAUUGUUGUGGGAACCUUGAUUGGAAUCUUGGGAGCAGCAUUUGGAAGUGUUGGUGGAGUAGGGGGUGGUGGCAUCUUUGUGCCAAUGCUAAUCCUGAUUCUUGGGUUUGAUCCAAAAUCAGCAGUUUCCAUUUCAAAGUGUAUGGUCACAGGUGCAGCUAUCUCAGCAGUUUUUUUCUGCUUGAAACAAAAACAUCCCACUCUUGAUGAACCUGUUAUCGACUAUGAUUUGAUGCUGCUUAUCCAACCUCCUCUCAUGCUUGGAAUCAGCAUAGGAGUUAUCUUGAGUGUAAUAUUUGCCGAUUGGAUGGUCACUGUUCUUCUAAUAAUCAUCUGUUUAGUGACAUCAAUCAGGGCAUUCUUCAAUGGUUCUGAGACAUGGAAAAAGGAAACCAAAAUCAAAGAGGAAACUAUCAAACUUUCAGAGUCUACUGCAACAUGCAGUGGGGAAGAGGGAUACAAGUAUCUUCCAGGUUCUGCAGAAGAAGGGGCUGCAAAGGAUACUGGAAAAAUUGAGGUGAGCUUCCUUGGCAACAUCUAUUGGAAGGAGUUUGUACUUAUUUUCUUGGUUUGGCUUGCAUUUGUUAUCUUACAGAUUGCCAAAACUUUGGUAGCUUCCUGUUCUGUCACAUACUGGAUACUUAUUUUGUCACAGAUGCCAAUUACUGUAGGAUUCUAUUUGUAUCAAGCUAGAGCCCUAUAUCAGGGGAAAUCUGCUGGUGGUCAACACACACAUUGGCCAUUGCACCAUCUAUUUCUAGCCAACAUUUGUUCUCUGCUGUCUGGAAUUGUUGGUGGUCUUCUUGGUACAGGUUCUGGAUUUGUCAUGGGUCCUUUAUUUCUAGAAGUGGGAAUUGCUCCCCAGGUAGCAAGCGCCACAGCCACUUUCGGAAUGAUGUACUCAGCAUCUUUAUCAGUUGUACAAUAUUAUCUCUUGAACCGUUUUCCAGUUCCUUAUGCGUUCUUCCUCACCCUUGUGGCUGCCAUUGCAGCAUUCCUCGGACAACAUCUCAUUGACAAGCUUGUUAACAUUUUCAAAAGGGCAUCUUUAAUUAUUUUUGUGCUGGCCUUCACAAUAUUUGUCAGUGCAAUUGCAUUGGGUGGAGUUGGAAUAUCAAGCAUGAUCUUGAAGAUUCUAAACAAUGAAUAUAUGGGAUUUGAGAACUUUUGCUAGAGGUUUCCAACUAUAUAGUUACAUUUUUUUUUGUCAUUAUUUGUUGUUUGCUUCCACUAUAUAUAUAUAAAAAGAUGAUGAAGAGAUAAUGUGUUUUGCUCUUG